This is a messenger RNA of Drosophila kikkawai, 825 nucleotides long. Its product is annotated as collectin-46. Gene Ontology annotation, cellular component: external side of plasma membrane. NCBI's taxonomy places the organism in Eukaryota, Metazoa, Arthropoda, Insecta, Diptera, Drosophilidae. Gene Ontology annotation, molecular function: carbohydrate binding. The record is from RefSeq and is a predicted model, not a curated record. Gene Ontology annotation, biological process: biological process involved in interspecies interaction between organisms.
AUGCACAACUUCGGUACCAUCUUCCUUUGGACACUGGCUGCCUGUAUCCUGCUGCAAGGAUCCUUCGUGGAGGACCAGUCCGGUUACAUUUGCCUAAUUGAGGAUCCAAAACAAAAACAAUGCGACAGCAUUUGUCUUACUGAACUGAGCCCACGGCUUAGCGAAGUCGUCACGGCCCAGAACGAAGGGAACGCGAACACCCGCGAAUCUGACAACGAAAUCAAAUCGAAGCUGGAGACAUUGGAGGUGAACAUUGGAAAAGAGCUGGCCAAGCUACCUCAGGAGGUGCAUGCCAAGCUGGAAGGACGACUACAAGGAGUGGAAAAUAAGCUAGAAAGACAAUUUCAGGUGCAAACCAAACUGGAAGAAAGUCUGCUUGUGGUGCAGACAAAGCUUGAGGCGGUUCUAAAUCAACUGCAGACACUGUCGAAAAAUAUAGAUUCUGCCAAGGUGGAAAUACCAUUUGGUUUCGAUCGAAUCGGUACCAGAUUUUUCCGAAUAGUAAAUGAAUAUGUGGAUUGGGAUACUGCUAAGAGAAGGUGUGUCGAGAUGGGAGGUCAACUGGCCGUCAUCCAGAGCGAGGAGGAGCAGACCGCUAUUGCGGCCAAUUUGUGCGGUUUAGAAUUCUGGCUGGGCGUUUACUACGUGGCCAAAGACAACGAGUACGUUUCUGUGGUGACUGGCCAUAAGGCUUUUUUAAAAUGGGGUGAAUCUCAGCCAAAUAAGAGAAUUAAUGACAGAGAUGAGAACUGCAUUUGCAUAUAUUUCCAGCUAAUGCACGAUUAUCCGUGUGCCACCAAACUGCGUUUUAUAUGUCAGGCCUAA